Hemicordylus capensis (graceful crag lizard) is the source of this 922-nucleotide messenger RNA. RefSeq names its product ring finger protein 7 (gene RNF7). Gene Ontology annotation, biological process: ubiquitin-dependent protein catabolic process; protein ubiquitination. NCBI's taxonomy places the organism in Eukaryota, Metazoa, Chordata, Lepidosauria, Squamata, Cordylidae. The transcript has 3 exons. The record is from RefSeq and is a predicted model, not a curated record. The coding region runs from base 186 to 530 and encodes 114 amino acids. Gene Ontology annotation, molecular function: cullin family protein binding; ubiquitin protein ligase activity; zinc ion binding. Gene Ontology annotation, cellular component: nucleus; Cul5-RING ubiquitin ligase complex.
UGUGGGCGUAGCGCGCGGAGUUCCGGCUCGAGUCCUAGAGAGACGCGCCAUCUUGCCGGGCCUUCGCGCGUUGCCUCCGCUGGGUGGAGCCGGCGUUCCGCUCUGCGGCGACCACAGCAGCCUCUGAAGCCGGGCGGGGCGGUUGGGCUGCCUGCCGCUGCCGCCCCCUCCUCCCGCCCCCAGCCAUGGCCGACGUGGAGGACGGAGACGAACCGGGCGUCUCUGCGCCUCACGCGGGUUCCUCCGGUUCCAAAGCGGGCGGUGCGGACAAGAUGUUUUCGCUGAAAAAGUGGAACGCCGUGGCGAUGUGGAGCUGGGACGUCGAGUGCGACACCUGCGCCAUCUGCCGGGUGCAGGUUAUGGAUGCCUGUCUUAGAUGUCAAGCUGAAAACAAACAAGAAGAUUGUGUUGUGGUCUGGGGAGAAUGUAAUCAUUCCUUCCACAAUUGCUGCAUGUCACUGUGGGUGAAACAGAACAACCGUUGCCCCCUCUGCCAGCAGGACUGGGUGGUUCAGAGAAUAGGCAAAUAAAAGUUUGCACUGGCAGUUCUCCAUUGAGCUUGGAACACUAGCUAACUGUUGCCAUAUUCUCCAGCGAUAGAGGGGAGCAUUCACCAUGUGGCAGAACCAGUUUUAUUUAUUUAGGCCUGCAGAGCCUUACGAACUUGGAUUUCACUUAUUUGUGUUCAUUUGCUGGACUCUUGGAUCCAUCUUCAGAACUGUUCAUUAGGGACAUAUGUGCACGAUAUUGAAGGAAAUAUCUAAAUGUUUGGUGUGAACUCUGCAAAUGUGUCUAAGAAUGCUUUGAGAUGUAUGACACCCAUGGUUACCUAUGCUCAAAGCUAUUCCAGCUAGAAAUACCACUAUUUAUCCCCAAACUGAGGAAUUUAACUGAAAUAAAGUUGCUGACGUGCAUUGUUUUA